UACUUUGUUCCAGACAUGCGCACUCGCCUUGCGGCGCUCGGAGAAGUAAUGAUGGCGUCCUCGGCUGCUCGCUGUUCCUCACGCUGGAUGACUGUCAUCGUGUCCUGUGGACACCGCCGGGCCGCCAGCACGCUUGUGUGCACUGGUAGCGGAGCGGUACGCGGUGCUUCUACACUGGGAGGGGGGAGACUAUGGCGGGAAGAGAGCCUGGUGUGUGGCGCAGCAGGGAAUGCGGUGACAUUGAGAGGUCUGUCAGGUCUCAAGUCGCCCAUUGCUGCUUUCACGCUGUCCUUCCACACAAGUGCCCAUGCUAACAGCAAGCAGGACUUUUACCAGGUCCUUGGGGUACCUCGCUCUGCAAGCCAGAAAGAGAUCAAGAAAGCCUACUAUCAGAUGGCCAAGAAGUAUCACCCUGACACUAACAAAGAUGACCCCCAAGCCAAGGAAAAAUUUGCUCAGCUGGCUGAAGCUUAUGAGGUCCUGAGUGAUGAAGUAAAGAGGAAGCAGUACGACACGUAUGGCUCCGCCGGCUUUGAUGCAGGGCAGGCUGGUGGAGGGCAUCACUACUGGACAGGGCAGACCAGCAAUGUGAAUCCAGAGGAGCUCUUCCGCAAGAUCUUCGGAGAAUUCUCAGGAGGCCGUGGGUUUGGAGAUUUCAAUGCUAUAUUUGACCAGCCACAAGAGUAUGUCAUGGAAUUGACCUUCACUCAAGCAGCAAAAGGAGUAAACAAAGAGAUAUCCAUUAAUAUUGAUGCCGCCUGCCGACGCUGUGAUGGUAAGGGCCACGAGCCUGGCACUAAGGUCCAGCACUGCCAUAACUGCAACGGCUCUGGCAUGGAGACUGUGAACACGGGCCCGUUUGUGAUGCGCUCCACCUGCCGGCGCUGCGGCGGCAAAGGAACCGUUAUCUCGACCCCCUGUAACUCCUGCAAUGGGACAGGACAGACUAAGCAGAGAAAAACUGUGAUGGUUCCGGUGCCUGCAGGGGUAGAGCAUGGCCAAACAGUCAGAAUGCCAGUUGGAAAGAAGGAGAUCUUUAUAACAUUUCGGGUCCAAAAGAGUCCAGUGUUCAAGAGGGAUGGUGCAGACAUUCACUCUGACCUGCACGUCUCUGUUGCUCAAGCCAUUCUGGGAGGCACAGCCAGAACACAAGGGCUUUAUGAAACCCUCAACCUAACAAUCCCUGCAGGCGUCCAGUCAGACCACAGGAUCCGACUGACAGGGAAGGGAAUUGCUCGUAUCAGUGGCUAUGGCUUUGGAGAUCAUUACAUACAUGUUAAAGUAAAAGUACCCAAGACACUGACAGACAGACAGCGAUCUCUGCUAAUGAGCUACGCUGAGGACGAGACGGACGUGGAUGGGACAGUGAACGGCGUCACUGCCACCACCACAGGUGGCGGCAGCAGAGGUAAACACUGUGAGACAGGGCAAAGCAGGCUUGAUAAGGAGGAUGGAGAAUUGAAACAGGAGAGGGGCUUCUUCUCCAAAUUAAAGGCAUUGUUUAGUUCUUCCUGACAGUCACAAACCAGGUAAAAGGUCCUGGAGCUAAGAGGCUCCAUCAGCAGGUCACAGGGCAGAGAGGACGACAGCAAAAAGGAGACAAAUGGAUAAAUGUUUGAGAAGCACUGGGUGAUGGAUGAGGCUGGAUCAGUAAGGACUGACUCACCGACAGGGCCCAGCAGUGAGUAAGGAAGAGGAUUACCUGCUCCACAGUCGAUCCACAUACAAGGCGAUUUUCAGAUGCACCAUUCGCCUCAAUGACUAUCGUUCGUUGAGCCAUAGCAGUCGGCGCAUGUUGGUUUUAUGUUGCUUUUCUGUCACUGGUAAGAAAACAGAAUUAACAGACACAAAAUUCUAAAGAAGAUUAGAAAUGCAGGCAGAUAUUUUAUUCAGGAUAAACGUUUUAGUUGUUUUUGAUGAACGCUUGAGUAUCUCCAACUCUCAGCAACAUCACGUCUUACAGGUAGAAGCUGGUCAGACGUUUAUGAGGUCAAGGGUUGGAAAUGUUUUUCUGCAGAACCAUUUGAAGUUCCUUGUUCUCUUCUUGUCCUGUGGGAAGAUUAGGCUGAACCAUGAACACCCAUAACUCUGAUCUGUCCUUCUUCAUGCCUUUGAGUCAGUUCUGAGCAUAAUUGCAUAUGUACUUAAAGUUGUAAAUCAAAUGUGUUGAUGUAUCGUAUAAAGGAGAUACUGUACAGUUACAAUAAAAGUCUAGAAAAAUU
Molecule: messenger RNA, 2222 nt
Organism: Betta splendens (Siamese fighting fish)
Lineage: Eukaryota; Metazoa; Chordata; Actinopteri; Anabantiformes; Osphronemidae
Gene: dnaja3a
Product: DnaJ heat shock protein family (Hsp40) member A3a
Exons: 12
Coding region: 16-1515 (499 amino acids)
Biological process (GO): response to heat; protein folding; mitochondrion organization
Cellular component (GO): mitochondrion
Molecular function (GO): protein kinase binding; heat shock protein binding; ATP binding
Source: RefSeq, a predicted model, not a curated record